This is a messenger RNA of Cuscuta campestris, 1835 nucleotides long. The record is from the annotation of a GenBank genome assembly. Lineage: Eukaryota; Viridiplantae; Streptophyta; Magnoliopsida; Solanales; Convolvulaceae.
AAGACCAAUGUGUAGUCUUUUAAGUACUAUAUAUGAAAUACUAGUAUAAUACGUAGUAUUUGGUUAAAAAACUAAGAAUAAAAUAAUUUUCAAAUAUAGAGUAACACAAAUGUAUUCUCUUAAAAUUAAGGAUGAUAUGUUGAAACCUCAUGUUAUGAAAGCCAAUUUAUAGAAUUCUCUUUUUAAAAAUAUCAUCCCUCAAAGUCACGGGUCUAAUUUUCAUCCAAAUAAAUGGGCCGGAACCAAAUACGGAGCACCCAAAUAAAUGAAAAGAACGGACAUGAAAUGGGCCGAUUCGGUGGACCGAGGAGCUCCAGAUCGCGCAACCCGAAUAAAGAUCGGGCCGGAUGACUCGAUCAAUUCCAAACCGUUCGUUCUGAAGGGAUUUCCAGAGGCCGAUUCUUCUUCUUCUUCUUCCUCCCACACGCCUCUUUCCACAGAUCUCUUCAAGCGAGACGUUCUCUGCUCUUCGCGUCGCAGCAAACUCCCUCUCGAUCUCGACGCCAUGAGUUUGGGGAAGAAGAUAAGGAUUGGAGCUGAAGGAUUUGGGAAAAUCAAUCGGUUUAUGUACAGAAUUUCUGGCCGAAAAGAUGAGAGUAAGCAGUUUUUUGGUGCCAAUGAUUCGCUUAAGGCUGCCACUUGCAAGAUUGACAAAGAUGGGACGGAUUCUGCUGGCAUGAAGUCCUUUAGAGCAUUGGCGCUAUUUGGUGCUGGAGUCUCUGGGCUUAUUGGAUGUGCAACAAUUUCUUACUCAGAUGAGGCCGAGCAUGGCUUAGAGUCUCCGAGCUACCCGUGGCCUCACAAAGGCAUUCUUAGUUCAUAUGAUCACUCUUCGAUUCGUAGAGGUCACAAGGUUUACCAGGAAGUCUGUGCAUCUUGCCAUUCGAUGUCACUAGUUUCAUACCGUGAUCUGGUUGGUGUGGCAUACACUGAGGAAGAAACUAAGGCAAUGGCCGCCGAGAUUGAAGUGGUUGAUGGGCCUAAUGAUGAAGGUGAGAUGUUUACACGUCCAGGGAAGCUCAGUGAUCGGUUUCCGCAGCCUUAUGCAAAUGAAGCGGCUGCAAGGUUUGCUAAUGGAGGAGCUUAUCCACCCGAUCUAAGUCUCAUUACAAAGGCCCGGCAUAAUGGUCAGAAUUAUGUUUUUGCUCUUCUAACUGGCUACCGUGAUCCUCCUGCUGGUGUUUCGAUUCGUGAAGGGCUUCACUAUAACCCUUACUUUCCUGGUGGUGCUAUCGCUAUGCCUAAAAUGCUAAAUGAUGGUGCUGUGGAAUAUGAAGAUGGCACUCCUGCAACAGAAGCACAGAUGGGAAAAGAUGUUGUAACAUUUUUGUCAUGGGCUGCGGAGCCAGAAAUGGAAGAAAGGAAACUGAUGGGGUUCAAGUGGAUAUUCGUGCUAUCUCUUGCACUUCUCCAAGCGGCAUACUACCGGCGGUUGAGGUGGUCGGUUCUCAAGUCAAGGAAGUUGGUUGUUGAUGUCGUCAAUUGAUCCUCCAAUCUCUCUCUUUUCUAUGGACAUUUUGCGUCCACGCGGGUGAAAAAAAACAAAUAAUAAUUCUGCAUUGGUACUUUGGUGAAAUGAUUUUGGCAUGUCUUUCGAUAGCGUAGACCAUUAGAAGAUGAUGAUGAAGUGGAGCAUCUAUAAACUAUUUUUUUUCUUCUUCUUCCAUGGAUGGAAUUAUGGAAAUAAGCUCAACUUUUUAUAGAGUUGUCCCAUUUUUUGUUUAAAACUUUUUUUUAAAUUACUCUUUUAUGUAUGUACUUUGGUCUUGGCUCACAUUGGUUUCCAUUCAAAGUAUGUCAAUUGAUGUACUACUUGCCUUCUCAAGUUGCUUUUA